AUGGCCAAGAGCCUCUGGCGAAGAGCGGAGGACCUCCUCUGGGUGGCCGGCGGGGACGGCAGCCACAGCCACGCCCAGAAAGUGGCCUCCGAGUGUGGCGUUGCACACUGCGAGGAGGCGUGCGGGUCUCGGGUGCAGCGUCUCGGGGUUCUAUGCCUGGAGCAGCUGGACGUGGCGGCCAACCUGAAGCUCUCCCUGCCCUUCUUCGCGGACCAGCUCUUGGGGGCGGUGCAUCUGCACGGGCCACUGGGCCUGGACACCAUCCUCGACUUCUGCUCCCACCUGUGGACGGUGAUCCAGAAGGCCAGCGGUCCGGUAUGCCUUUGCUGCUCCCGGCGCCCUGGGGCGGUUGCCAACUCCCUGCUGCUGCUUGGGGGCUUUCUGAUCCUUGAGAGGAACUAUCCGGCGGCCAAGGUGCUGAGGCUGCUGGACCCGAGCGCCGGCGGCGCCAUUCCAGCUGCGGAGAUGCGGUUCCCCACGCCCUUCCAGGAGAAAGCCAAGUUCACGGAGGAGUCCUUGCUUCUGAGAGACUGCCUUUUUGGCCUUGAGUUCGCCCUCAAGCGGAGAUGGUUAGACCGGAGUCUGGAUGCUGAGAGGCGCCAGGUCGCCGCUGCCUACGACGCGGUACCAGUGUUUUCCGUGGCGCUGGAGAACGACUCGGUCGAGCAAUGUGCCACCAUUGGGUUCUGGAUUGCAGCCGAUCCUGUUACUACCGUGCAGGAUCCGCAGAGUCGUCCAGAAGCAGAAGCACAAGACGUAGUCAAGGCCAACCGCACGGAGUCGACACCAUCCACGGGCGCUUCGACGACUUCUGUCUCGAAAGCAGUCUCGGAUUCGGUUGUGAAGCAUGGGAAGCAGGAGCACAUGACCGGCAUGAUCCGGCUCUACAAGAGCUCUACUCACAUCCACACCGUGUCUGAUGGCAUGCCCGCGCAAACUCCCAGGCAAGUGUGGCGGGCUCGCGCGGACUGGUUCUCCAGACAGUUGACGCUGCCUAUGUCUUCUGGCAAGCACGUCCUCCCCACCAAGGUCCACUGCGCCGAUGGCUUGAAGCGUCCGGCGGACCUGCCGGCCUUUGCCCAGUUCCUGCAGAAACAGAGCUGUUCCUUGCUGACACGAGCAAACUUUGGCACAGAAAAAGGCCUGCCGGAAGGAGGCAGCUACGGCGACUUCUUCGACAGGAGGGGGAUCGAUCAGCUGGACUUGCCAUUCGAGGAUGGCUCGGCGCCGCCGGCGCGGCUGGUGACGCAGCUCAUCGCGGCGGUGGAGAAGCUGCUGAUGGAGACCGGCGAGGAGAGCCGAACAUCUGACACGGUGCGCAACUGCUCUGUGGUGGUGCACUGCAAGUCCGGGCUGGGCCGGUCCAUGUCUCUGCUGGCGGCGCUGGCGCUGGCGUUUUGCCCAGGUCUCACUGCGGGAGCCUUCUUCGGCUGGGCCCGGCUGGUGCGCCCGGCAUGCCUGCAGACGCCGGCCCAAGAGAAGUUCUUGAGGUCUUUGGACGAAGAGACAGCGGUUUGCAGCUGCCUUUUUGCGUGCUUUGGCAAGAAGCCGGCCGCUCCAGCUGCCCUCGCUUCCAACGAUGGCAAAGUGCGGAUUCGGCUCUGA
Messenger RNA from Effrenium voratum, 1605 nucleotides. The record is from the annotation of a GenBank genome assembly. NCBI's taxonomy places the organism in Eukaryota, Dinophyceae, Suessiales, Symbiodiniaceae.